Hippocampus comes (tiger tail seahorse) is the source of this 3242-nucleotide messenger RNA. RefSeq names its product fer-1-like protein 4. The transcript has 21 exons. Lineage: Eukaryota; Metazoa; Chordata; Actinopteri; Syngnathiformes; Syngnathidae. The record is from RefSeq and is a predicted model, not a curated record. The coding region runs from base 7 to 2793 and encodes 928 amino acids. Gene Ontology annotation, biological process: plasma membrane organization.
AUCAGCAUGGGCAGGAUGCCGGCCGGAGAGCUGCUGGCCGCCUUCGAACUCAUCGAGCUGGACUACUCCACCUUCGGCGAGCCGUCCCUCCCGGGCGGCGUGGACCCUCAGGAGCUGACCUACCUGCAAGAGCAGCGCUGCUAUGACAUCCCAGAGGGGGUGCGACCGGUCCUCAGGAACUUCAGAAUUGAGGUGCUGUUCUGGGGCUUGCGCGAUCUGAAGCGCGUGCAGCUGUUUGAGGUGGAGCGCCCCCUGGUGAUGGUGGAGUGCGCCGGAAAGCAGUUGGAGUCCGAGGAGCUGGAGAGCUACAAGACCCACGCCAACUUCAAAGAGUCCGUGCGCUUCCUCCACGUGAAGCUGCCGGAGCAGGCUUACCUCCACCCGCCUCUGAUGCUGUUCGUGGUGGAGCGGAGAGCGUUCGGACGUCAGGUCCUGGUCGGGACCCACGUGGUCCGGAGCCUCAUGGAUUUUGCCACGCCUGACCUCUGGGACGAGCCGGAUGAGGAAGACGAAGAGCCCAAACCUAAAGUGAAGAAGAAGAAGAAGAAGAACAACGCUGUAUCGAAGACCAGCACACUGAAGUCCCUCAGCAAGAUCAAACUCGGCAACCUGUCAAUCAAAGAGUCGACGAUUCCCAACAUCAAACUGAUCAACGCUCCUCUGAAGAAGCUGCUCAAGGACAAGGACGAGCUGGAGGAGGACGUGCCGGAAAACGAGGAGCUGGACUGGUGGUCCAAGUAUUACGCAUCCCUGGAAGAGCUGGAGAAGCAGGCUGCUGAGGAGCUGAGGAAGCGCGAGGAGGAGGAGGAACAAGAUCAAGAGACCGAGGGACAACAUGCAACAAACGGGGAAGAUGUGGACGCGGUGGUGGUGCAGAUGGAUCCUCCCAAGCGCAAGAAGAUCGCGACGCUCGAGUUGUACGCGGGCGACUUGGAAUCGGAGUUCAGUCAGUUCCAGGACUGGCUGCAGGUGUUCCCGUUGUCGAAGGGCCGAGCGAUCGGCGAGGAUGCCGACGAAGGCGAGGACGAGCGCCUGAUGGGAAAGUACAAGGGUUCCUUCCUGGUCUACCAGAUCGAUUCGGACGACGAAGAUGACGUCAAGUGUUACAUCACCAAAGGGAUCCCCCAAAACUCGCCGGUCAAGGUGCUGGUUCGCGUCUACGUGGUCAAGGGCAGCAAUCUGGCUCCCGCUGACCCCAACGGCAAAGCCGACCCGUACCUGCUGCUCCGCGUUGGGCAACAGUGUCAAGACACCAAAGACCGCUACAUCCCCAAACAACUCAACCCUGUCUUUGGGGAGGUGUUUGAACUGACGGUGUCUUUCCCGCUGGAGACGGAGCUGUCGAUCAGGGUGAUGGACCACGACAUGGUGGGCGCAGACGACUUGAUCGGGGAGACGCGGGUGGACCUGGAGAACCGAUUCUACAGCCGGCACCGAGCCACUUGCGGCUUGGCCCUUUACUACGACGCCGAGGGUUACAACGCAUGGCGGGACGCCAAAAAGCCUUCCGUCAUCCUGUCCGAGCUCUGUAAGAAAAACGGCAUUCAGGCCCCGGAAUAUCGUCCGGCCGAGGUCAAAGUCCUCAACAAGAUCUUUAAGAUCCCGGCAGAUGCCAUCCCAGAAGAUUUGCUGAAGAAGCCGAAUCGUACCGCCGAGGAGGAGGCGGCGAUGGAGGAGCACGCGGCCGUCAGCGUGCUGCGACGUUGGGAACAGAUGAGCGAGUUCGUCCCGGGAGCGGUGGCGCUGGUCCCCGAGCACGUGGAAAUCCGCUCACUCAUCAACCACGACAAACCCGGACUUCCGCAGGGUUACCUCCACAUGUGGGUGGACAUGUUCCCGACGGACGUUCCAGCGCCGCCGCCUGUGGACAUCAAACCUCGACUACCCGUACAGUACGAGCUGCGCGUGAUCAUCUGGAACACGGACGACGUCUUCCUGGACGACGUCAACCCGUUCACCGGCGCCGCGUCAUCCGACAUCUACGUGAAAGGUUGGAUUCGAGGCCUGGAAGGCGACAAGCAGGAGACGGACGUCCACUUCAACUCGCUCACCGGGGAGGGAAACUUCAACUGGAGAUUUGUCUUCCGCUUUGACUACCUGCCCACCGAGAAAGAGGUGGUUUUCAAGCGCAAGGAGUCCUUCUUCUCUCUGGAGGAGUCCGAAUUUCGCCAGCCGGCCGUUCUCACGCUACAAAUUUGGGACUACGACCGCAUCUUGGCCAACGACUUCCUCGGCUCGUUGGAUCUGCGGCUAAGUGAGAUGGUGCGCGGCGCCAAAUCGUCCGGCAAGUGCACGGCGCAGAUGGCCAAGGAGCGCGCCGGCCCGCGGGCCUCCAUCUUCCGCAGCAAGAAGUUGAAAGGCUGGUGGCCGCUCACCCGCCGCCAGACGCCCGAGGACCUGCGGCGCCAGGAGGCCGAGCGCAACCAAAAGCCAAACAAGAAGAAGAAGAAAGACGUGAAGACGGACGACGUCCAGUUCACCGACAGCGAUGGAAACAUCCACUUGCUCAUGGGUAAAGUGGAAGCGGAACUCCAGUUGGUGACGUUGGAGCAAGCCGAGGCCAAUCCAGUCGGACGAGGCCGCAAAGAGCCAGAACCGCUGGACAAACCAAAUCGUCCCACCACCAGCUUCACGUGGUUCGUCAACCCCCUGAAGACGUUCAUCUUCAUCAUCUGGAAGAAGUUCAAGAAGUUCAUUGUGACUUUGGUGGUUCUCGUCAUGUUGGCGCUCUUCUUGGGCCUGCUGGUGUACUCGCUGCCGCAACAAGUCACACGGCUCCUCGUCACUGGGUGAACAGCGGCAACGUUAGCGCUAAAGUCAUGUUUGACUCCACUCUUAUGCUGACGGCGGCGUCACUCGCCGGAAUACUCUAUUUGUUGCGUUGGCCUGCAAUUGAAAUUUUGGCUUGUAAUUUCCUUUUUUUCUUUUCUUUCUUUUUUUUGGUGUAAAGUGACACAAUUGACUUUUUUCUUUUGGAUUCUUUUUCAUUUGUAACGUUAUUUUUAUGCACUCAUCUCAGUCAUUUUUAAAAUGUUCACACUAUUUUGAGAAUUUUGGCCAUGUUUGAAAAUUCAAGAUUGACUCAAACAUUUGACACGUGAAAUCAAUUUUGAUGGAAUUCCGAUGUCAUGUCGAUGUCGAAUUGACACCAGAUACCCUAGUGGGUAAUUAUUUCAGUGAGUCAUGUAUUUAUUUCUAAUUGAUUGUAAUUGACAUUUUUUUUCCCACAAGACUGACUAAAA